UGUAAAUUCGUAGCUAAUUGUUAACAUUUGUUUUUAAUACUGUAGUUUUCAAGUUUCGGCUGCAACAGAAUAUACAGCAAAAACAAACGGCAACAGAUGAGGAAAGGUGAACGGACCCCCGGCUGCACCACUAGAAACAAGCAAGAGACACAUUUCAUUCUUAAUGUCAUCACGUUGGGAAAGAUACGCGCAGAAAACGGCCGAGCGACGUGAGCUAAUGACCAACGCCGUCCGUAUUAUUGAUCCAAGAAUCAGACCUGGUUGAGGCAUAAUGAGAAGAAAAUUUGUAUUUUUUGGACGUGGGAAAUCUGGAUACUCGAGGCGUGAGUCAAAAGGAACAAAUGAGGAGGAAAAAUGCAGCCGUGCUCCUAGCCGCUCUCAGUUGCACCAACAUCAGUACCAGUAAGGAAAGGCGCACUCCAGAGACCUAUUAGCUAUCUGACGUAUCCUGGACGGCGGUAUAUAUUAAUUCACUCAGUCAUCAUUCGUUGAGCGAAACGCCAAUGAUUUAUAGAAAUAAGAAAAUGUGGCGACGUGUUCGAUGUGUUUAGGACUUCACCUUCUCAUUUAAAUAAUGUAGUUUCGCCGGGAAUUUGCAGACCGCACGCUUGACACAACUUCUCCUCGGCUCCUUGGCGAUCUCACCAUGGAAAUGUACAACGACAGCACCUUUUCCUACUCGGGGUUCACCAAGGAAAACAAUACGAACUUUUCGGAGGUGACGCUGAGUUACCAGAUUAUAACUUCACUGUUUAUAGGAACUAUGAUCCUCUGCUCUAUUAUUGGGAAUGCUUGUGUGAUCGCCGCUAUAGCACUGGAGCGUUCUCUACAAAAUGUAGCCAACUAUCUAAUAGGGUCACUUGCUGUCACCGAUCUGAUGGUGUCGGUGUUGGUACUACCCAUGGCUGCUCUGUAUCAAGUUCUGAACAAAUGGACCCUGGGACAGGUAACCUGUGACAUUUUUAUCUCUUUAGAUGUGUUAUGUUGUACAUCUUCUAUCCUGCACCUUUGCGCGAUUGCUUUGGACAGAUACUGGGCUAUUACUGAUCCAAUAGACUAUGUGAACAAGAGGACUCCGAGACGAGCCGCUAUUCUAAUAAGCUUGACAUGGCUGGUCGGAUUUUUAAUUUCAAUCCCACCCAUGUUAGGCUGGAGAAAGCCCGAAGACAGAGCUGAUCCCGAUGCUUGUAAUAUUAGUCAAGACCCCGGCUAUACCAUUUAUUCCACUUUCGGUGCCUUUUACAUCCCGCUAAUAUUGAUGUUAGUCCUGUAUGGAAGGAUAUUCAAAGCCGCCAGGUUCCGCAUACGCAAAACGGUGAAGAAAUCGGAGAAGCAAAAAGUAGCAGACACUUGCCUGACUGUUUCUCCAGCCGUCGCGCAAAAGAAAAGCAACGGUGAGAACAGCAAGAACUGGAGGAGGAGCGUGGAGCCCAAGCCUGCCUGCAUCAACGGGGCCACUCGGCACGGGGAAGAAGGGCCAGCUUUAGAAGUUAUCGAGCUGCACCACUACCACCCCAAAGGUCACCUUCCUCUGCCCAGCCACACCAACAGCCAAUUGACAUUUUGCUUUGAGGCGAGGAAUGAUAAGAACGUUGAAGCCAAGAGAAAAGUGGCCCUCGCCCGCGAGCGGAAAACGGUGAAAACUUUGGGCAUCAUUAUGGGCACCUUCAUCUUCUGCUGGUUGCCAUUUUUCAUCGUUGCCCUUGUACUGCCAUUCUGUGGACCGCACUGUUACAUGCCAAUGUGGCUCCACGCAGUCAUCAACUGGCAAGGCUAUUCCAAUUCUCUCCUAAAUCCCAUAAUUUAUGCUUAUUUCAAUAAGGAUUUCCAAAGUGCUUUCAAAAAAAUUGUAAAAUGCAAGUUCUGCAGGCAAUAAUUCAACCAUCAUUCCAAAUUCAUUACUGUGGUGCAUUAGUCCAAAAACAAACCAUACAAUUUUAACGUAAUGUAUUUAACAUUUAUUUUAGUCUGUACUUGUGGCACGAAGACAACUGGAUUCAACUUGUAUCAGAUUGGCAUUGCUGUACACAUGACAACAUUCGUGCUGACAUCACAUUUCAAACAACAUUUCAAAUUAGAAGACAAAGGCCUAUCCAGUUUCGAUAUAAUCGUUGUUUCCUUGAAACCUAAUUGGAAAGUGUCCGUGUUGUUCUGCGAUUUAACCACGCAAUUCUGGACCUUGUAUCCGCAGCUGUCAAUGUGCCGAGCUAAGCGGCACCAUUUGUAGACGAAAACUGAUACCUGUCUUCACUUGAUGUGUGUCUCACAACCCCACGUAUGCCGUGUGCUGAGGUUUUCUGCUAGUCUUUACUUUUGUGAUUUUUUUCGAAGUUGCAGAGUUGGGCCAGUGAUCGUUCGCAAUCAGUAACAGUGACUUCCACUUAAUGCAAAAUAAAACUCGC
Leucoraja erinaceus (little skate) is the source of this 2402-nucleotide messenger RNA. RefSeq names its product 5-hydroxytryptamine (serotonin) receptor 1A a (gene htr1aa). Bases 647 to 1876 code for a protein of 409 amino acids. Gene Ontology annotation, cellular component: plasma membrane. Lineage: Eukaryota; Metazoa; Chordata; Chondrichthyes; Rajiformes; Rajidae. The record is from RefSeq and is a predicted model, not a curated record. Gene Ontology annotation, biological process: regulation of hormone secretion; adenylate cyclase-activating adrenergic receptor signaling pathway; regulation of vasoconstriction. The transcript has a single exon. Gene Ontology annotation, molecular function: G protein-coupled serotonin receptor activity.